Molecule: messenger RNA, 2073 nt
Organism: Arabidopsis arenosa
Lineage: Eukaryota; Viridiplantae; Streptophyta; Magnoliopsida; Brassicales; Brassicaceae
Source: the annotation of a GenBank genome assembly
UAGACACUUAGAGAGAGCAGCGAGAGCGAUGAGUUCAUCAUCAAGAAAGCUUGAGGUUGUUUCACCAGUUCCGGCCGAUAUCGAUAUAGCUAAUUCCGUCGAGCCUUUACACAUCUCUGAGAUUGCCAAAGAUCUUAAUAUCAACCCACUUCACUACGAUCUCUAUGGCAAGUAUAAAGCUAAGGUUUUGUUGUCUGCGUUUGAUGAGCUUCAAGGACAAGAAGAUGGUUACUAUGUUGUUGUUGGAGGGAUUACUCCUACUCCUCUUGGAGAAGGCAAGAGCACUACCACUGUUGGACUUUGCCAAGCCUUAGGUGCUUACCUCGAUAAGAAGGUUGUUACUUGUCUUCGGCAACCAUCACAAGGACCAACCUUUGGAAUCAAAGGAGGUGCAGCUGGUGGUGGGUAUAGUCAGGUGAUUCCUAUGGAUGAGUUCAAUCUUCAUCUCACUGGAGAUAUUCACGCGAUCACCGCUUCCAACAAUCUCUUAGCUGCUGCAAUCGACACUCGGAUUUUCCAUGAGACGUCUCAAUCCGACAAGGCUCUUUUUAAUAGGUUGUGCCCUCCUAAUAAAGAAGGGAAGCGUAGUUUCAGUGACAUUAUGUUCAGGAGAUUGACAAAGCUUGGGAUUUCCAAGACCAGUCCUGAGGAGCUUACUCCCGAGGAGAUAAAGAAAUUUGCUAGGCUUGAUAUUGAUCCUGCUUCCAUCACGUGGAGAAGAGUUAUGGAUGUUAAUGAUCGGUUCUUGAGGAAGAUUACUAUUGGACAGGGACCUGAGGAAAAGGGGAUGACUAGAGAAACUGGCUUCGACAUUUCUGUUGCUAGUGAGAUUAUGGCUGUUUUGGCUUUGACAACCUCUCUAGGUGAUAUGAGAGAGAGGCUAGGUAAAAUGGUGAUUGGAAACAGCAAAGCCGGGGAUCCGAUAACAGCAGAUGAUCUUGGUGUUGGAGGAGCCUUGACUGUUCUGAUGAAAGACGCUAUUAACCCGACACUCAUGCAGACACUGGAAGGGACACCUGUCCUAGUUCAUGCUGGUCCUUUUGCAAACAUAGCUCAUGGAAAUUCAUCGAUUGUUGCGGACAAAAUCGCUUUGAAGCUGGUGGGACCUGGUGGAUUCGUGGUAACAGAAGCGGGUUUUGGUUCUGAUAUUGGGACGGAAAAGUUCAUGAAUAUUAAGUGCCGUUACAGUGGGCUAACGCCUCAGUGUGCGAUUGUUGUGGCGACUGUUAGGGCCUUGAAAAUGCAUGGCGGUGGGCCUGAUGUUGUUGCCGGGAGGCCACUUGAUCGUGCUUAUGUAAGUGAGAAUGUUUCCUUGGUUGAAGCUGGCUGUGUGAAUCUGGCAAAGCACAUCUCAAACACAAAGGCCUACGGUGUGAAUGUAGUUGUUGCUGUGAAUAUGUUCUCAACAGAUACCGAAGCAGAACUUAAUGCAGUUAGGAAAUUUUCAAUGGAUGCUGGUGCUUUUGAUGCUGUGGUCUGCUCCCACCAUGCUCAUGGUGGCAAAGGAGCGGUGGAUCUUGGUAUCGCGGUUGAAAAAGCUUGUCAAAACAUUACACAGCCACUUAGGUUUCUCUACCCAUUGGACAUUAGUAUCAAAGACAAAAUUGAGGCCAUAGCUAAGUCAUAUGGAGCCAGUGGUGUUGAAUACUCAGACCAGGCAGAGAAACAGAUUGAGAUGUACACACAACAAGGCUUCUCGAAUCUUCCCAUAUGCAUGUCGAAAACACAGUACUCAUUCUCGCAUGAUGCAUCAAAGAAAGGAGCACCUUCGGGGUUUGUUUUGCCAAUAAGGGAUGUAAGAGGAAGCAUUGGAGCUGGUUUCAUAUAUCCACUGGUUGGUACAAUGAGUACCAUGCCUGGACUUCCUACAAGACCUUGUUUCUACGAGAUUGAUAUUGACACUGAAACUGGAAAAGUUCGUGGCCUUUCUUAAGUUUGGUGGAUCGAUCAGUUAAAGCUUCAAGCUUCCCUUCACCAUCAUUUCUCACUUCAACAAUAAAAAUUUGGCGAUUGUACUUUGAUAUUGAGUGUUUUUCCAUCUUUAAAUGAAUAAAAUAAAAGUAUCUUUUCCUU